UUUUUGUUGUUGUUGUUUGGCUUGUUGUUUGAUUCUUUGGAAUUAACUUUGAUCGUUGAACAUUUUUUUCCGUUUUUGAUAAAUCAAUUGUGUUCACAGUGUGUGUGCCGCUGCUUUUUUUUUUAUUUGUGCGUAUGUAAUCCCUAAACUCGAUUUCCUUCCUGAUGUUUUUUCGAUUUCGUGUGUGUAACCUAAAUGUUCAAUGUAAUGUGCAGUUCAAUUUAUCUUUUUCGAUUUCGUUUUGCUGUUUGGCCAUCACACAUCGAGCAGCGAUGAUUUCGACGACGACGACGACAACGGAAAUAUACCUUUGAGUUGACAAAUGUUUUUUGUGUGUGUUGUUUAGUGAAUCAUUCGCUGAAUAUUUUGGUUUUUUUUUCGUCUUUGUUUAUUUUGAUUGAUUCUGAAUAUUAACUUAUCAUCAGAUUAUCAAUCAAUCAAUCCAAGAUGAGUGAAAGUAAUCGUCGACGUUUAUUUGAAUUAUUGAAAAUUGAAGGCAAUCAACGUUGUGCUGAUUGUCGCGAUGAUGGUCCUGAAUGGGCAUCAUAUACACUCGGUGUAUUUCUCUGUACUCAAUGUGCAAGCAUCCAUCGUAAGAUGGGCAUUCAUAUUAGUCGUAUUAAAUCGCUUAAAUUGGAUAAUUGGGAAAUAUCACAUGUACAAACAAUGGAAAAUAAUGGCAAUUGUCGUUCGAAUGUUUAUUAUGAACGUAAUGUUCCAUUAUAUUAUCGUCGUCCGAAUCCACAUGAUCCGCAUGUUUUACGUGAACAAUGGAUUCGUGCUAAAUAUGAACGUAAAGAAUUUGUCUCUGAACCAAUGACUUCCUAUGCAGAUGAUUAUUUGGAAGGAUUCCUUUAUAAACGAGGAAAAGAAGAUGGAAAAUUCUUGCCACGGAAAUUUGUUUUAUCAUCCGUCGAGGGAACACUUAAAUAUUUCAUCAAAGAGACAAGCAAAACACCGAAAGCCGUGAUUAAAGUUGUAUCGGCAAAUGUAACAUUUUGUACGAACAAAAUCAAUAAUCCAAAUGCAUUGCAAAUAUCCUGGAAUAAAGAUGGCUUCACACGAAGUAUCUUUGUCUAUAGUGAUUCUGGUAAAGAUAUUAUCGAUUGGUAUACGGCUAUCCGAGCGACAAAACUUCGCCAUCUACAAAUUGCCUUUCCUGAAGUGCCGAAUGAUGAACUGAUACUUUGUUUAAGUCGUGAUUAUCUUAAAGAAGGUUUCCUAUGGAAAACUGGUCCACGAUCGACGGAUUCAUAUAAAAAACGAUGGUUUAUUUUGGAUGAAAAUCGAAAACUGAUGUAUCUAGAACAUCCAUUAGAACCAUAUCCUAAAGGCGAAAUUUUUAUCGGUGAUUCUAGUGAAGGAUAUUCGGUACAAACUGGUAUCAUUAAUGGCAUGAAAGAUUUCGAACAAGGACAUUCAUUUACAUUGAUAACUCCAGGAAGAAAUUGGUGUCUAGGUGUUGAAACAGCGGAUGAGAUGCAACAAUGGAUACAGGCAUUAGAAUCAGUUAUAAAUCGGCGAUCAUCAAUACCCAAUGAUGCAAUGAAGGAAUCAACACGUAAUGAUCUUCGUGAUUCCUAUAUCAAAAGAAAUUCCAAUCUAUUGGAUCAAUUUAAAAGGAUAGUCAAGUGAAAAAAAUGAAAGCCGAUGAUGAAAAGCUAUUGAUGGCCAGUUGGUGCUCUUUUACUUCGUAUGAUUUUUAUUCAUAAUGAUGAUGAUGAUGAUGAUCAAACCAACCAACAACCGCAAAAGACUCAAUUAUCUUAUUGAAAUCCUUAUUGAUGAAGCAAAAAAAAAACUCUUGAAACAUAAUCUAAAAUGAAUUUUAUUUGUUGACGUUGUAGAAAAAAGUCAAUUUUUCUUUUUCAUUCUUGCUUCACGGUUCCUGAAUCACACACAAGUUAUUUGUCGAGAUUUUUCUUGUUUUUUUUGGAUGGAUCACCACAAGACCGGAACAAAUAAACUUUUUUUUCUGGGUUAUA
This is a messenger RNA of Dermatophagoides farinae (American house dust mite), 1985 nucleotides long. Its product is annotated as arf-GAP with dual PH domain-containing protein 1. Gene Ontology annotation, biological process: positive regulation of GTPase activity. Gene Ontology annotation, molecular function: GTPase activator activity; phosphatidylinositol-3,4,5-trisphosphate binding; phosphatidylinositol bisphosphate binding. Lineage: Eukaryota; Metazoa; Arthropoda; Arachnida; Sarcoptiformes; Pyroglyphidae. Gene Ontology annotation, cellular component: cytoplasm; plasma membrane; intracellular membrane-bounded organelle. The record is from RefSeq and is a predicted model, not a curated record.